This is a messenger RNA of Patiria miniata (bat star), 612 nucleotides long. Its product is annotated as RNA-binding protein 12-like. The record is from RefSeq and is a predicted model, not a curated record. The transcript is spliced from 2 exons. Bases 1 to 612 code for a protein of 203 amino acids. NCBI's taxonomy places the organism in Eukaryota, Metazoa, Echinodermata, Asteroidea, Valvatida, Asterinidae.
AUGUGCAUAAGGUCAGCCAAGAACACGCCUAAGAUAAGAAGGGCAAAAAUCGACUACAGGCGCAAAUACGCGACCAAACCUGGUGAUCGCCUAGGAUUACCGAGUCCCACGGGUGAUGGCCCUGGAUUACUGAGUCCCACCGGUGAUGACCCUGGAUUACCGAGUUCCACGGGUGUUGGCCCUGGAGCACUGUGUUCAACCGGUGAUGGCCCUGGAUUACCAAGUCCCACCGGUGAUGGCCCUGGAUUACCGAGUCCCACGGGUAAUGGCCCUGAAUUACUGAGACCUACCUGUGAUGGCCCUGGAUUACCGAGUCCCAGGGGUGUUGGCCCUGAAUUACUGAGUUCUACCUGUGAUGGCCCUGGAUUACCGAGUCCCACGGGUGAUGGCCCUGGAUCACUGAGUCCUACCUGUGAUGGCCCUGGAUUACCGAGUCUUACGGGUGAUGGCCCUGGAUUACUGAGUUCCACUGUUGAUGGCCUGGAUUACCAAGUCCCACGUGUGAUGGCCCUGGAUUACAGAGUCCCACGUGUGAUGGCCCUGGAUUACCGAGUCCCAUCGGUGAUGGCCCUGGAUUACCGAGUCCCACGGUUGUUGGCCCUGAAUUACUGA